Messenger RNA from Scomber japonicus (chub mackerel), 2887 nucleotides. It is a transcript of the gene pgrmc1, whose product is annotated as progesterone receptor membrane component 1. Bases 51 to 596 code for a protein of 181 amino acids. The transcript is spliced from 3 exons. The record is from RefSeq and is a predicted model, not a curated record. NCBI's taxonomy places the organism in Eukaryota, Metazoa, Chordata, Actinopteri, Scombriformes, Scombridae. Gene Ontology annotation, cellular component: endomembrane system; membrane.
CCCUGCACACACACACACACACACACACACGGGGGGAGACAGAGCCCAACAUGGCUGAAGCUGAAGGAAGCGAGUUAACUUCUGGUGGGAUUUUUCAGGAGAUUUUCACCUCCCCGCUGAAUCUCACUCUGCUCAGUCUGUGUUUGUUCCUCUUGUACAAAAUCUUCCGCGGAGACAAACCGCAGCAGUUCCCUGAAAUGGAGCCGCCGCUGCCCAAAAUGAAAAAGAAAGACUUCACCCUGGCAGAGUUGCAACCCUACGACGGUCUGCAGAAUCCUAGGAUCCUCAUGGCUGUCAACGGGAAAGUGUUCGACGUGACGCGGGGAAAGAAGUUCUACGGGCCAGAUGGGCCGUAUGGAGUGUUUGCAGGCAGAGAUGCAUCCAGAGGUCUGGCUACGUUCUGCCUGGAGAAAGAGGCCCUGAAGGACGAGCCCGACGACCUGUCCGACCUGAACGCCAUGCAGCAGGAGAGCCUCUCUGAGUGGGAGAGUCAGUUCACUGUUAAGUAUGACUACAUCGGCAAGCUCCUGAAACCAGGAGAGGAGCCGGCAGAGUACACGGAUGACGAGGAAGGAAAAGACAAAAAGACGGACUAAAAGAAAAAAAAAAAGAAACUUCAAAGUGCUCAAGUGGGAAAAAGUUAUACAGAUGCCUUACUGUUUGUUUGCCAUUAGAUGAUGCCUGUUGCCUCCUGUUAGUAUCCUUCAGAGAAAAACACUUCCAUCUUCUGUAUUAUUUUUGGAUCAUCACACACCAGGAUUUUAAACAAUGGCUGAAUAACACUGAUCUCCAUUGAUCAUAUUUGAAGGUUAGACGGCAUUUACGGUUAAUUAUACUGCGUACUGAUGAUGUAGAGCUGUGUAGUGUUGUUAGAGUUUAAAUCAGUUUCUGUAAACUUUAAAAAAAAAAAAUGAGAAUCAGGAACUUCAGCGACUUAUUGACGGCGCACUUCCAACAUACCAUUAUAAUUAUCUCAGGAAGCGUUUUUUAUUCAAGCUAAGAAAUAUAUAUAUAUAUACUGAGGGUCUGGAGUGGAGAUAGAGGGCAGAUUUAUUUAUAGGUGCUCUAUGUAGGAUUUAGAGGCAUCUAGUGGAACGGACUUUGCAGAAAUGGAAAAAGUAUGUUAUAAUUAGUGUUUAAUCCCCAUUUUUUUCAUUUCCUAAGAAUGAGCCCUUUAUAUCUACAAAAAGAGUUGUUCCUUUUGGUGCCACUAAAUCUUACAUACCACCUUUAAAUAGUGGCUGUUUAACUAUGCGUCAUGCGGACUUUGCACUCGCAACCUCCAUCCAAAACACAAAAACUCAUAUGCAGUCAGAGCUGAACGCUUUCCAAAUAAUUUGACAGAAAUCAUUCAAAAACUGCUUUGGUUAGCCAGCGAGUUUCUAUAUUUUAUUUCUGUGCAGGUUUUCUGUGGGACUCAGGAAAUGUGACUAUAAAUGUGUAAAACAAAAGUUGCAGUUUAAUCAGAAAGCUUUAGGAGACCCGCCCUGCUUGCUGUGAUACUAUAAGUCCAACUAUAAGUGAUAUGUAAAAAUUACUACAGCAGGGGUGGCAAGUGCAAAGUUAUGACUCGUAGUUAGAGAGGAUAUAAUAACGGGAAUAAAACCUAAGCUGAAAAAUAUCAGAAAUGUCCGAUGCAGCUAACGGGACCGAACACUUUGAGAUAUAACAGCUGUAAUCGCAUAAACACUGCUAAAUAAAUCUCUUUUUAAGCACUUUUUCUUCAUUUACUGAAUCAUAUACAUGUAAUUUUCACCAACAUGUGAGUGAUAUACUUUAUAUUUUUUGCCAUGAAACAAUGAGAGAUGGAUAAUCUACUUUUUUUUUUUUUUGGUAACAUUCCAGCCCGUCAAAUGUAUCUGCUGACUUUUCUGAAUUUUCAUGUCCUUGUAAAGGUUUCUAUGUUUGUCUGAAUUUCAGAGUUAGUUUCUGUUACUCUGAAACUGAUUUUUCAGCGUUCACAUUCUGCUGCAUCCAGCUUUGCUCGCUGCAGAGUUCAUCUCUAUCUCAACAGUCUGAUGUAGUGCGCUGACUUCAUUAAAAGUCGAUUGUCAGAAAAGGAAUUGAAAACAAAAUUCAUGAGUCUUUUAUUUUAUGGUUAUGUUUCAGUUUCUCAAAUAUGAAGGUUUCUUCUGCCCUGAUUAACAUGCAGUAGUGUUUUUAGUGUUUGUGUUGGCAUACAGGGAAAGUGUUAGAAAGUUGACAGAAAUGACCACAUGUUAAGCAAAAAAACAGUAGAAAGGCCAAACUGCUGCUAGUGAACAGCUGUUUUGAAUUAUGUAGAUGUCUCAUUUUAUUUUCCCUCAUGACUUCCCGACAUUCCCCUUUUUUGUGUGUUAUUACAUUCUCAAAAUCGCAUGAAUUGUUUUUCUCCUGUCAGGCUGUGAUGAGUAAACUGGACACGUUUUCUGUAUUUGUCACAGAAAAAAAAAAACAGGAAACUGGAAGGAAAUGAAAUCCUGCAUCUGAAGGCAUUUUCCCAAACUCAUAAUCAUUAAAAGCUGUGAUUAACAAUCAGAGUUUGUAACAUUUUCAGAAAUAUUUUACAGUCAUUUGUCAUCACAAAUCAUGUUGGAGGUGUCAAGGCUGCAAAUAGUAGAUUGAGAUCUUAUUUUUUCCACAAAUGUAUACAUGAAAUCCUUCAGAAAUAUUGUUUGCAAGUUAAUUUGUGUUAUAUGGAAGAAGUUUGUUCUUUCUGACUGCAGGAAAAAUAUGUUGCCCUGUAAAAGCUGAAGAGAUCAGCCUCUCUCAGUAAAAAAACGAUUCAAUGAGGGAAUGUUUUCAGUAUGUAUGUACAUACAGGAACUAAAUGUUAUAAUACUGUUAGUUAUAAUCCUGAAAAUUAUAUUCUGAUUUAAUAAAUAAAACUACAAAUAUGAAGACCUCA